Schistocerca americana (American grasshopper) is the source of this 1711-nucleotide messenger RNA. RefSeq names its product probable cytochrome P450 304a1. Bases 1 to 1701 code for a protein of 566 amino acids. Gene Ontology annotation, molecular function: iron ion binding; oxidoreductase activity, acting on paired donors, with incorporation or reduction of molecular oxygen; monooxygenase activity. The record is from RefSeq and is a predicted model, not a curated record. Lineage: Eukaryota; Metazoa; Arthropoda; Insecta; Orthoptera; Acrididae. The transcript has 9 exons.
AUGCUGACGUUGUUCCUGGUGGCAGCGCUGGUCGUGGUGCUGGUUAUGGUCUACAGGGAGCUCCUUGCCUGGCCUGAAAACUUCCCGCCCGGGCCUUUCCGGCUGCCGGUGUGGGGCAGCUACUGGUGGCUGCUGCUCAGGGACCGCCGCCGCAUCCCCGAGGCUCUGCGCCGGCUGAGCGCCGACUACCGCACCUCCACGCUGGGCCUCUUCCUGGGGCCGCUGCCGGCCGUCUACGUCACAGACGAGGCCUCCAUCCGGCAGCUGCUCUCCAGGCCUGAGUUUCAGGGUCGCCAGACCACCGUACUCUCCGAUACGCGCACCUUCGGCAGGAACCUCGAAACCAAUUUCUGUGUAAAGGAGAAAUCAGUGUUUGAUUUGGCGAGUGCAGGCGUGUCGUUGGCAAACGAGCCCGCGUGGCGGCGCCACCGGCGCUUCUCGCUGAGCCAGCUGCGGGACCUGGGCUUCGGCAGGCGCUUCCAGCCGCUGGAGCUGGAGACGGCCGCGGAGGUCAGCGACCUGCUCGACCUGAUGGCGGGCCGCCGACACGACCAGGGAGUAGUCCCGACACCGAGCCUCGCGGUACAUCCAUCCCCGCCCCGUAUCUCAGCCCUGCAGUGUCUGACCCGAGUGCAGCACCAGUCAGAGAUGUCUGCCAUGCAGAGCGUGCGGAGGCCGUGCGACGGCGCCGUGCUGUUCCCCGACGCGACGUACCGCUGCUUCGCCGCCGUCACGUGGUCCAUGUUCGCCGGGACGCGCCCCGGUCGCGCGUCCGACCGCCAGCUCCUCCUGCUGGGCCGCCGCGGCCGGCAGAACGUUCUGGCCACCGACGGCACCGGCAACAUCAUCAUACAGACGCCCUGGCUCCGCCACCUGUCGCCGGGCCAGUUUGGGCUCGCUGAUUUUGUCCAAGGACACAAUGCACUCAUCGACUACGUGAAGCAAACUUUUGAUGAACAGUUGGCUACCUACUCGGAAGACCACACGCGUCAUUUCCUUGACGUCUGCAUAAAGGAAAUGAAGAAGGACGCCGCAGACCAAGGCUUACCCUUCAACAUUGAGCAGGUGAUCGCCACGGGUACGGACCUGCUGCUGCCAUCACUGACGGUGACCACCACCGCUCUGGCAGAAACCGUGCGCUGCCUAGUGCUGCACCCAGAGGUGCAGACCAAGGUGCAUCUCGAGAUUGACAGCGUGGUGGGCAGAGGCCGGCUUCCCACGCUGGAUGACCGCCCAAAUCUACCAUAUUUUGAAGCUACCAUUCGUGAAGCUCUCCGCAGGAAGACCGCUGUGCCUCUCAGUGUUGCCCAUGCAUCUACAACAGAGGCAACUCUCAAUGGGUACACUCUUCCAAAGGGCACAAUUCUGCUGCCAGGUCUCGAAGCUUUCCACAUGAAUCCAGAAGUGUGGGGGGAUCCAGAAAACUUCAGACCUGAGAGAUUCCUUGAUGAAACAGGCAAGCUUUUGCCAGACAGGACACUGCCAUUUGGAGGAGGUCGGCGAGAAUGCUUCGGGAAGACCUAUGCUCGCAACAGUUUGUUUCUUUUCCUUGGGGGAAUGCUGCAGUCCUUUACAUUGCAACAGCCACAGAGUGAAAAGCCGCUCACACUUGAUGGCUUGUGUGAGUACGGAAUUGUGACUACACCAGACAGUUUCUGGAUAAAUGCAGUACAGCGACCAGAAGUACCCAGAAAAAACUGAAUGUGAGGCA